AUGUUGAGUGGGGAUGAUAGUUAUGUUGGAUUGGAUAGUUAUGUGGGAUUGGAUUCGUCAUCUAUGGUAAAAGAUGCUGAAGAUUCUGAUUUAAGUAAACCUUUUUAUAGUUCGGUUUAUAAGGAUACGUUCCACCGGAAAUUAGACGAUAAUCAAAACCAAAAUGCUCCGAUGAUGCCUAGUAAGGAACCUUUGGAAGAAGAAAAAGGAGCAGGGUCUAAAACUAUAAAGCCACUUCAGUAUCGUUAUGGUCGAAUAACAGGAAAAAUUAUGAGGCGAAGGAAUGCAACUAUGAAUUUAUCACUGCUUGAGAGAAUGGCUGAUGAGGCUUGGCUACUUGGGUUAAAGGCAUGGAAGGAAGUGGAGAAGUAUGAUGGGAAGGAGACCGGACAGAGUUCUUUAUAUGAGGGGAAGAUUGAUUCGUGUCCUUUGUGGGUGUCCAUGAGUGGAGAUGAGUUGGCUGGAGGGGAAAAGAUGAUGUUUCUUCCAUGUGGUUUAGCUGCAGGGUCUUCUAUAACCAUUGUGGGAACACCCCAUCAUGCACAUCAGGAGUAUGUACCCCAGCUUGCGAGGUUGAGGAGUGGUGAUGGUAUUGUUAUGGUUUCACAGUUCAUGAUUGAGCUGCAGGGGUUGAAGUCAGUGGAGGGAGAGGAUCCACCAAAAAUUCUACAUUUAAAUCCUCGAUUGAGGGGAGAUUGGAGUCGGCAUCCAGUCAUUGAGCAUAAUACCUGCUAUAGGAUGCAAUGGGGGACAGCUCAAAGAUGUGAUGGUUUGCCAUCCAAGAAAGAUGAGGACAUGUUGGUUGAUGGACAUGUAAGAUGUGAGAAAUGGAUGCGUAAUGAUAACGUAGAUUCAAAAGAGUCCAAGACGACCUCAUGGUUUAACAGAUUUAUUGGGCGUGAACAGAAACCUGAAAUGACCUGGCCAUUUCCUUUUGUGGAGGGCAGAUUGUUUAUCCUGACCUUGCGUGCUGGUGUUGAUGGAUACCAUAUUAGUGCUGGGGGCCGGCAUGUGACCUCAUUUCCAUAUCGUCCGGGAUUUACCCUCGAAGACGCAACGGGAUUAGCAAUCAAAGGAGAUGUGGAUGUUCAUUCAAUUUUUGCCACUUCUCUGCCCAGCUCUCAUCCAAGCUUCUCUCCUCAACGAGUACUGGAAAUGUCAGAGAAGUGGAAAGCUCAUCCUUUACCAAAGAGUCCAAUUCGACUUUUUAUUGGCAUCCUAUCAGCUACAAAUCACUUUGCAGAACGCAUGGCAGUUAGAAAAACUUGGAUGCAAUCAUCAGUAAUCAAGUCUUCGAAUGUUGUUGCUCGUUUUUUUGUUGCUCUGAAUCCAAGGAAGGAGGUGAAUGCAGUUCUAAAAAAGGAGGCAGCGUACUUUGGUGAUAUUGUGAUUUUGCCAUUUAUGGAUCGAUAUGAGCUUGUUGUUCUUAAAACUAUUGCAAUUUGUGAGUUUGGGGUUCAAAAUGUUUCAGCUGCAUACAUUAUGAAAUGUGAUGAUGAUACAUUUGUUAGGGUGGAAACCGUCUUGAAAGAAAUUGAUCGUACCUCUCCCUAUAAGUCUCUUUAUAUGGGCAAUCUCAAUCUCUUACAUCGUCCUCUAAGACAUGGCAAAUGGGCAGUUACUUUUGAGGAAUGGCCUGAAGAAGUAUAUCCUCCUUAUGCCAAUGGACCUGGAUAUGUAAUUUCUGCUGAUAUUGCUAAAUUUGUCAUUGCUCAACAUAACAAACAAAGCCUGAGGCUCUUCAAGAUGGAAGAUGUGAGUAUGGGAAUGUGGGUUGAACAAUUUAACAGCUCCGCCUCUGUCCAGUACUCCCACAGCUGGAAAUUCUGUCAAUAUGGAUGCAUCGAGAACUAUUAUACUGCACAUUACCAAUCCCCAAGGCAGAUGAUGUGUCUUUGGGACAAGUUGGCGAGAGAUGUCUGCAAGGAGCCUUUAGAUGAUGGCGGCAGCCUUGAUUUUGGAAGAACAGACUGUUUUCAUAUUGUAAUUGAAAUGGCUUAUAGGUUUGGAAACGUUAGAAACGUUCAGGCGGAUAUCAGCAGCAUAAAGUUCAACCGGGUGUCAUCAAUAUCCGGUUGA
Molecule: messenger RNA, 2079 nt
Organism: Dovyalis caffra
Lineage: Eukaryota; Viridiplantae; Streptophyta; Magnoliopsida; Malpighiales; Salicaceae
Source: the annotation of a GenBank genome assembly